CCAUUUUGUAGAGAAUAUGAAACAUCUUCAAAGAACGAAGACUUUGCCGAAUGGUUUAAAAACAAUAAAAUGUGGAUGAGCAAAAAUUGUCGAUCCGAUAUCAUUAUGGAGGCCAUUUCACUUUUUCACCUCGUAGAAAGUACACAACUGAAAAUAUAAUGGUAAAAGAUGACCAUGAGGUGGGGUUCCUUUCAUAUUUUACUAUCUUAGAUGACCUUAAGAUGUGUGGGUUUAAUGUCCUUAAUGGAGAUAAGUUCUGCUAUCUUAAACCCAAAACUCCAAUUAGUGAUUUGAACGGGCUGGUACAAUUGGAGGAUGAUGAUGAUGUUCUAUCCAUGCUUUCCUCAUAUAAGAAAUGUAGAAUUUCUACUUUUGAAAUAUACACCUUGUCAAGCAAACAUGAUGUUCUGCCAAAUUUACAUCUUGAUGGAGAAGUUCAUAUGGAUGAUGAUUCAUCAGAAGAUGGGGGGACAAAUAUUGGUUCAGAGCAUAAUGACACAGGUUUGUAUACUUUUAUUUCUUAUUUAAUACAUUAUAAUAGCAAUUUUAUUACUUUUACCACCUAAGUACUGCUAACGAUAUAUUAACACAAUGCAAUAUCUCUUUUCUUUUUUAAUAAUUUACAAAUAGGUCCACAAAAACAAAA
This is a messenger RNA of Linum tenue, 646 nucleotides long. The record is from the annotation of a GenBank genome assembly. Lineage: Eukaryota; Viridiplantae; Streptophyta; Magnoliopsida; Malpighiales; Linaceae.